Messenger RNA from Helicoverpa zea (corn earworm), 5727 nucleotides. RefSeq lists its product as uncharacterized. Gene Ontology annotation, biological process: detection of chemical stimulus involved in sensory perception of smell; sensory perception of smell. The coding region runs from base 22 to 2427 and encodes 801 amino acids. Gene Ontology annotation, cellular component: plasma membrane. Gene Ontology annotation, molecular function: odorant binding; olfactory receptor activity. The transcript has 9 exons. The record is from RefSeq and is a predicted model, not a curated record. NCBI's taxonomy places the organism in Eukaryota, Metazoa, Arthropoda, Insecta, Lepidoptera, Noctuidae.
AAAAUUCAUCACAUCGUCAAAAUGAAUUCAAUACUUCAGAACCUAGAAGACCCAGACCGGCCUUUCUUGGGUCCUAAUUAUUGGAUCAUAAAGAACAUGGGUUUAUUGUUACCCAAAAAUUUGCUGGCUAAAAUACUUUACAUCAUAUUACAUGAAAUAGUCGCGUUUUUUGUAAUAACUCAGUAUAUGGAGCUGUAUGUAAUAAGAUCAGAUCUGGAUCUCGUGUUAACUAAUAUGAAGAUUUCAAUGUUAAGCGUCGUCUGUAUCGUGAAAGUGCAUAGCUUCAUUUUCUGGCAGAAACACUGGCGUGAACUCUUGGACUACGUCACAGCAGCUGACAAGUUCGAAAGACAAAGCGAUGACCCUAUCAAGAGCAGAAUUGUUGAGACGUACACAAGAUACUGCCGUCGCCUCACAUACUUCUACUGGGUUUUGGUUUUUACAACAUUCCUAACUACAACUGGCACGCCUCUCAUGAGAUAUCUUUCGUCAUCCAGUUUUAGGCAAAAUAUGCGAAAUGGAACUGAACCGUUUCCGCACAUCUUUAGCUCCUGGAUGCCUAUAGAUAAAUAUCAUUCACCUGGUUGUUGGAUUACAGUACUGUGGCAUACACUGUUAUGUGCUUACGGGGCUGCCAUCAUGGCGGCUUAUGAUACCUGCAUCGUAGUAAUCAUGGUGUUCUUUGGAGGAAAGCUGGAUCUACUGCGAGAGAGAUGCAAGCAAAUGUUUGGCCCGUCUACGAUCAGUGACAGACAGUGUGAAGAAGUGGUGCGGCAGCUUCAUGGGAUACAUGUCAUGAUGUUGAAAUAUUCGAGAUUAUUUAAUUCGCUGUUAUCACCUGUCAUGUUCUUUUACAUGGUUAUGUGCUCACUAAUGCUUUGUGCGAGUGCCUAUCAACUUACUUCUGCACAAAAUGCCGCACAGAAGCUAUUGAUGGCAGAAUAUCUAAUCUUCGGAAUUGCACAACUUUUCGUGUUCUGCUGGCACAGCAACGAUGUUUUGAUCAAAAAUGAAAACAUGACGUCAGGGCCCUUUGAAAGCAACUGGUUUUUGGCGAACUAUAGACAAAGAAAAGACGUGUUAACUCUAUCGGGACAGCUUUGCAUUAAAAACAUUUUUACUGCGGGGCCCUUCGCCAACCUCACUUUGCCGACCUUCAUCAAUAUACUGAAAGGAGCUUAUAGUUAUUACACAUUGCUGAGGAAAUAUCGUGUUGCUAUGGAAAAUCAAAAUCCUCCGGAGAGAGUGGUUCCGGUGCAAUAUGGUCGAGGAUCAAGAGCCUUUCGUCAGUUUAAGAAUCCACCUCAGCCGCACAUGUGUAUACAGGACACUAUUAAGGGCACGACGGAGAAACUGUACAUUAAUGUGUUGGGAUGGCAGAAAAUAGCGAAUCCGAAACAGUAUUCCGAUCCUAUUCCUUUGUACGGUGGAAUGCAGGUGCCGCAAAACUAUGGACCCAACGCUGGUAGGCCUCCGAUGAUUGUAUUUGCGGUGAUGGUCAACCCAGAUAUACUCAAAGCCAAUGGCAAAAAUGCUACCAGCCCAACGGACCGUGAAGCCCUAGUAAGUCUCCUCUGUGACUUUGUGGAGGCUAUGAACCCAGGACUUGUGUUGGCACGAAACCCUGUCAUCAUGAAGGAUCGAGACCUGGCUGGGGAGCUGAAGGAUGUGUGGCUUGCUGUCCAGAACAAGAGGGAACGAGAAAAGGGCAUGAACCAGGAUGUUAUGUAUAAGGUCUAUGACAUAGAUGGUAUUGGUGAAGAUAAUGUAAAUGAAGAUGACAACAGUCCUAUGAAGCAAGGUGGGUCUCCGAACAGAGGGCCAAAUGGUGACAAGAAGCCUGUCAAGUCUUCUAAGCAGAUUCUUCUAAAUGCUGGUCAAAAGUCAGAGUUUGAUUCUGGUAUGAACAACUGUCAAAUAAACCAGAGCCAUGCCAACAGAGAUAAUAAAACCGGCAACACUCCUGAUACGACUUACUGCACGCCGGUGUACGGACAGAUUGUAUCCACUCGAGAAAACCACAAUCAAAUCAACGACAUCCAACAAAAGUUCUCCUCAAAUGAAAUGAAACCUUCAAGCUCCUUCAGGAAAGACUGGAAUCCAAUGCACGGCAAAACAACAGAGGGCUGGGACGAAUUCUCAAAACGUAACAUAUCGACGAUAAAAAACGACGAAAAGAAACGAUGUGUGAAAGAUAAAUCUAAGAUUAGCAAUGGUAAAUCUCACUACGAUUUCUUCCCGUAUUUUGACAAUAAAUCGGCGAACGAAACGGACGGACCCGAAGAAGACAGUAUGAACAAAGAACAAAAUUCGAUCGAUGAAAAUUCUAAAAUAAUUAUAGACCCAAUGCAGAAACUAGUUCUGCAUUCGACUGAUAAGAAUAUAUGUGAUAAUAACACAAGUGCUCUCAGCUCAAUAAGCUCAUAAAAUAAGCUUUUACAUUUUGUAUGGCAGUUGAUGUUGAAUUAUGUAAUCGCUUGUGUGUCUAUGUUGUCUCCUUAGUCACACACAUUCGUAAUUGGUUUUGGUUUGACGGAACUGCAAACCGUUUGUAUGUUUUCGUGUCACAAGGAAACCGAUUGCAAGAGUGUUAUGCCAGGGCGAAAUGUUAACCUAGCAAUAGCAAUUUAGGCAGAGCAAUAUUAUAACUAUUAUUUUAUGAUGUUUUAACAAAUAUUAAUGUUUGAGUAUGAGAUAUGUAUGCAUGCCUUGCAUUUGAUGAGUUUCGUUAGUUUUUUAGGUCACAUAAAAACCAGUCCAGCCAAAAUUAUUGUCUGUCACACAUUUUUACAAUAGUUAGUGUAAAGUUUUUAGAAAAUCGCAACUGAAUGGUGCAUGAAAAGUGUAAAUGUUUUUUAUCACCUAAAGUAAUUUAUAUUUAUGGAUCAGCUAUGUUUCGUCUCUACCACUUCUUUUUCAAUUUGGCAGACUAUUGUAACAUUAUACUCUACCUACACUACUGGCUGAUAGAAGACAUCAAAGGCCAGUUGAGUAAUGCAUGGUGGUAAGCAAGGAUGUUUGUCGGAAGUGGGUUUGAGCCCGACAUGAGCAAUAUGGAGUAUACAACAUGCUUUCGUGUGUGAGUGCGUUUUAUAUGGUUGUGUAUUAUCUAAUGUUGUUCAACGAGCGUUGCGUUGGUUCAAACUAGGCCGAUCGAUGUUACAAAAGACUGAUUUAUCUUUGGCGCAAACUAACUCUAGGUAUGCGCAGAUUCCCUAACAAAGUUUUCAAGCAUGUCUGAUGUGAAAGGACAUUAGAUAAACGAUAGAGAACGAUCAAGGUUAUUUAUACAUAUAUUAGCCUAAUUUGAACAAACAAACAAUUCUAUAAUAUUGAUAAUUUUUAUAUAAUGCUAUAUUUUUCAUUGUUGCCAUUUUACUAUAUUUAAAUCCUGAGCUUGUUACACUUUACAAUCACUGAAGGGAAAGUCGAAGAUAUUGUUCCCGCGGCCAACUAUUUGUUGUGAGAGAGUGAAGGGUCCCGCAGUAACAUUAGUGGAAGUUGGGGUCACACAUAUGAACAAACCUAUUUUUAUGCACCUCACAUCCCUCUAAUGUUACCUAGAAUGAAAAGAAAUCAAAGAGUGUUUGGAAUAAAGGAUGGAGUGGUUUAUUAAAUAAUAUUAUUUUCGAAAUUCAAUUUAAAGAGUUAAAAUUUUGCUCAUAUUAUAAAAAUAUUUAAAUUCUCAAAGUGACCAAUAACAAGCAAAAUAUUUUGCUUGUUUUAUCUCUGUCUAUUGAUCUCAGAAUUCAUUAAUAGAUUUUCUUUUCACGAUUAAUGCCUGUAGGCGUUACCCAACACUGCCAAAUGAUGCUUCAUAAACUCGACACUAGACGGAAUAAGUAACAUCGACAACAUGACGAACAAAAGCGCACACCAACAUUCCCAUCAAUCUAGAUUCUAGAAAUAAUUACAAAACUAUGUGAAGUAAUGAACAAACUACAUGUCUUAGGGCUCGCUUUGUCACAAUCAUUAAGACUGAUCUUUUCGGAUUUGCAGUUGCGUAAAUAUUUUUAGUCAUAGUGUAGUCAAACAAUGGCACUGAACAAAUUAUAUCAGAUACUUAGUUUAACAAUUGUUUAAACAUUUUAUCUGUAAGAUAGACCUGCCAGUCCCGAUAAUAUUGUAUACUAGAUUGAUUGUGGUCUGUGCGCUGUUUUAUUGAAAUCUAUCUAUCGUGGUUUUAUCUCAAAUUCGAUGUCACUUAUGCAUGUCCUAUAACUUUGUUUAACUUUACACAAUAAACAUUCUCGUCUUGAAUAUAUGUGAGUAAUUCGCAAUUAAAGUACUAGUGAGGAAUUCGCAAUUAAAGUAGAUUUUAUAUGGUUGGUUAGUCAGUAACAUAAUUCAGUCUGUAGGUACAUAAUAAGUCAUGACCUUUGUGCAAUCCCUUGGUUCUUUUUUAUUAUUUAAAGUUUUAUUUUACUAGUUAUCAUGUAUAUUUUUAUAAGCUGACCAGAGGUAAAGAUCUCAUUCCCUUUGAUGCCAGCAGCAAGCAGUUGAAUAUCUUAUCCUUUUACUAUCUAAAAUGUUCUACAAUGCUUUACUGCUCAAUGCUCAUUUUAAGUCUCCACAAACUUUUGAGGUAUAUACUGCUGUUAAAUAUAAUGUAAGUAUCGAUUAAAUUGAUGCUAUUAUUCGAUUUUUAGAACGAAUAUCCAAUGGUAUCAGCAGUGUAUCGCAAAUAAUUUAAUUGUAACAACAUAGCAUCUUUUGAUAAACGUUGAGUUACUAUUGCCUAUAACCUGUUUGUGAAUAGAAAUAGCAGAAAUGUGUGAAAAGGAAUCAAUAUUUGAAGAUUCACUUCAUUUCUUGUAAAAAGGUAUUCCAUUUUAUAUAAUAAAUUAUCACCGUUCUAGUGGUGCUGUGCUGGCAUUGUUUAUCAGAAGAUGGUAAUGAUAGACUUCAAUAGUUUUCUUGACUCAACAUUUAUUUAAAGCUCUCCACUUCAGAUCAAUGAAAUUGCAUUUAGUAACAAAAGAUUUUCUUGUAUAUUUUUGAUGUGCUACAUUUACAUUUAGUUUGGUAUUUUAUAAAGUAUUCCUUUUAACAUUAUUCAUAGUUUUUAGAUAGGUACAAUCAUUAUUGUAGUAUUUUUUGUAUGUGCCCUAGGUACGUAGUUAUGCUAUACCCAAUGUUCCUUUGAUAUAAAUUAUAUUAAUUUGUAUUGAAUUGUAUCAUCAGACAUGUAUAUUUUAAAUUUAGUCUUUAUUUUGUUAUGUUUAUUGGUGUACCUUAUAUAAAGUGAAUUUCACUUAUGAUAUAAAGAAUCUUGAUUGUUUUGCCCAUGAUUUUGUUUGAUUUUUCAGUGGAUACAAUGAUUCGAUUUUAUGUAAUUGAAAUGCUAAUCUUAUUGUAAUACUGUGUACACUCAUUACAAUACCCAUGUGCUUAUCAGGAUUUCUAAACUCAUAUUUAAUUUAUUUCUACCCAUCAAAUUUCAGGACAAGUGAUUGUGCUGUGAGUGAAAUUCAUUUUAUUUCACAUUUCUGGGUUGUAAGUCCCAAAAAUAUCUAUUAGUAGAAAUAAAGCUGUUAUAAAUAAUACAAUUCAUGUUAAAAAUAUUCUGAACUAUGUGAAGUUUUAGUAACUAUGGAAUAGAUGUAUUUUUUGAUUUUAUAAAGUAAUAAAUCUGUAAGUUUAUAAAUAUUGUACCUACCUAAUAUAAUGGAAUUUAAUAACAGAUCUCUUGUUUACAGUAUUUAAAAUUACAUGUCAUUUACAAGA